This is a messenger RNA of Impatiens glandulifera, 1435 nucleotides long. Its product is annotated as protein trichome birefringence-like 34. The transcript has 5 exons. Gene Ontology annotation, molecular function: O-acetyltransferase activity. Lineage: Eukaryota; Viridiplantae; Streptophyta; Magnoliopsida; Ericales; Balsaminaceae. The record is from RefSeq and is a predicted model, not a curated record. Gene Ontology annotation, cellular component: Golgi apparatus. Bases 92 to 1339 code for a protein of 415 amino acids.
UAGGCUAGUAUUAAAAGUCAAUCGAUUGCGAAGAAAGAAAGUUUCUUUAUCGAAAGAAGAAGAAAGAAAGCAGAGAAAACACAGAAUUGUUAUGGCAUGGCCAUGGGGAGUUCGAAUGAAGCUCCGGGAUCUUGUGACAAUAUUAUUCUUAAGUGGGUGUUUAUUCUUAUUCUUUCUUCUCACAUCAAGAAAGAACCCGACGCCGGAGAUGGGUCUGGUGGAAGAAACCGAUGAUGAUCGGAAAAUGGUCAUGAUGAAUUCAUCGGCGAACUGUGAUUUGUUUUCAGGGAAAUGGGUGUUUGAUAAUAGCUCAAAUAAUAAUCCUUUGUAUAGUGACUUGAAUUGUUCAUUCAUGGAUGAUGGAAUGGCUUGUGAGAAGUAUGGGAGGAAAGACCUCAAUUAUCGGAAUUGGAGAUGGCAACCCCAUGCUUGUGAUCUUCCAAGGUUUGAAGCAAAGGCAAUGUUGGAGAAGCUAAGGAACAAAAGGCUAGUCUUUGUUGGGGAUUCUCUAAACAGGAAUCAAUGGGUUUCAAUGGUUUGUCUUGUGGAUUCAGUCAUUCCUCCAUCCCAAAAAUCACUCAAUUCCACCCCUAAUGGAUCACUAGUUACUUUCCAUGCCAUUGAAUACAACGCGACGAUUAGUUUCCAUUGGGCACCUUUGUUGGUGGAGUCGAAUUGCGACGAUCCAUGGCACCAUCGAAUGACCGAUAGGAUUGUAAAGAUAAGGGACAUCGAGAAACAUGCUGAGCAUUGGAGUGACGCUGAUGUGGUAGUCUUUAAUUCCUACAUUUGGUGGGUGUGGCUCAAAGUCAAGAUCUUGGACGGAACUAUUGACUUUGAGAGUCCAAACGCGACUUACGUCGAAAUGGAUGCGAUGAAAAUCUACGCGAUGGCCCUAAACACUUUGUCAGAUUGGGUUGAAACGCAUGUCAACCGAUCCAAGACCAAAUUGUUCUUCGUUAGCAUGUCACCUUCUCACCAAAUGGCCGAAGAGUGGGAUAACAACUCUGCAGGUGGAAAUUGCUACAACGAAACAGAGCCAAUUUCGAUUGAACUGUAUAAAGGGAGAGGCACGAAUCCUGAGAUCAUGACAAGUGUGGAAACGGCCGUGGAAGGGAUGAAAAAGAAAGGUGUCGAUAUGCAACUUUUGAACAUCACGCAGCUUUCUGUCUACAGAAAAGACGGCCACUCGUCGAUAUAUAGAAAACAUUGGGACACUCUAACGAAAGAGCAAGAGGAGAACCCAAAAACCUAUGCAGAUUGUAUACAUUGGUGCUUGCCCGGUGUGCCCGACGUUUGGAAUCAACUUCUCUAUGCCCACCUUUUACGUCCUUCAUAAGUUUUUUUUUUACUUGAUAUAUAAAAAUGUACAGAAAAAUUUCUAUUAUAUUAAAUACUACACUUAAUUGUCCAGUUAUAAAAAAGUGUUAUGUUU